This is a messenger RNA of Lachancea thermotolerans CBS 6340, 1410 nucleotides long. RefSeq names its product M20 family metallo-hydrolase. Gene Ontology annotation, molecular function: hydrolase activity, acting on carbon-nitrogen (but not peptide) bonds, in linear amidines. The transcript has a single exon. The record is from RefSeq and is a predicted model, not a curated record. Lineage: Eukaryota; Fungi; Ascomycota; Saccharomycetes; Saccharomycetales; Saccharomycetaceae. Bases 1 to 1410 code for a protein of 469 amino acids.
AUGUAUAAGGCACCAUCAAGAUUGUUAAGCAAACGUUGCGUCUGUGUAAAAUUGGACCUCAAAAAUAUUACGCGUUCUUUCAAUAACACAUGCGUUGCGGCUAGUUGCGAAGAUAUGACUGUGGAAAGCCCUCUGAAGAUUCAGUCUGGCCGCCUAAAUCAAACUAUUUUAGAAAGUGGAGACCGUUUUGGCGCCGCUUUCCGCUGGGGAGAGAAGUUCCAUGAAUUUGGUAUGAAAAGGCUGGCAGGAACAAAAGAGGAUGGCGCUGCCAGAGAUUGGUUCAUUGAAGAAUGUAAAUAUCUCGGCUGUAAGAUCAAAGUUGACAAGAUUGGAAACAUUUUUGCCACGUACCCAGGCAAAAACGGCGGUAAACCAACCGCGGCAGGCUCCCAUCUUGACACACAGCCAGAAGCAGGAAAGUACGAUGGAAUUCUAGGAGUCUUGGCUGGGUUAGAAGUAUUGCGCACGUUCAAAGAAAAUAAAUUUGUCCCAAAUUAUGAUAUAUGCGUCGUUUGCUGGUUCAAUGAAGAGGGUGCAAGAUAUGCGCACUCUUGCAUGGGCUCCACUGUCUGGGCUCAAAACAUGCCUAUUCAGGAAGCGUAUGAAAUGAAAUCGAUUAAUGAAGAAAAGCCUGAAAGCGUUUAUGAGUCAUUGAAAAAUAUUGGUUACAUCGGUGACGCUGCUGCCUCUUACAAAGAAAAUGAACUGGACGCUCAUUUCGAACUACAUAUAGAACAGGGCCCUGUUCUGGAAGGCGAGAAAAAGGAAAUUGGAAUUGUGACAGGAGUUCAAGCAUAUCAUUGGGAGAGAAUAACUGUUGGCGGCGUGAGUGCUCACGCAGGUACUACCCCAUGGAGAUUGAGAAGGGACGCCUUGCUAAUGGCUUCAAAAAUGAUUCUUGCUGCAGCUGAUGUGGCAAAGCGCCACGGCGGUCUGUUCACUUGUGGAGUUAUAGAUGUCAAGCCCUAUUCUAUUAACAUUAUUCCCUCUGAAGCCAUUUUCACAAUCGACUUUAGGCACCACUUGGAUGAAAAAAUGUCUGAAAUUAUCAAUGAAACUAAAGUUGAAUUCGACAAACUGGUAAAGGAGGGCAAGACUGCUUACAAGGACGAAGUACUGUUAACCUCUAAGGCUGUGAAGUUUCACGAUGUUUGCAUUGACUGUGUGACAAAAUCUGCUCUAGCUCAAUUUGAUGAGAGCAAGGUCAUGCAACUAUACUCAGGUGCUGGUCAUGACUCUUGUCAAACUUCGAGUCGUAUUCCAACUUCCAUGAUAUUUAUUCCCUCCAAGGACGGGUUGUCUCACAACUAUUAUGAAUACUCUUCUCCGGAAGAAGUUGAAAAUGGUUUUAAGGUUCUAUUGCAAGCAAUUGUUAACUACGACGAAUUGAGACUUCGCAGGGGGUAUUAG